Castor canadensis (American beaver) is the source of this 1789-nucleotide messenger RNA. It is a transcript of the gene Zpr1, whose product is annotated as ZPR1 zinc finger. NCBI's taxonomy places the organism in Eukaryota, Metazoa, Chordata, Mammalia, Rodentia, Castoridae. Gene Ontology annotation, cellular component: Cajal body; nucleus; axon. The record is from RefSeq and is a predicted model, not a curated record. Gene Ontology annotation, molecular function: zinc ion binding; translation initiation factor binding. Gene Ontology annotation, biological process: positive regulation of protein import into nucleus; axon development; Cajal body organization.
UCUCUGCGCGUGCGGGGUCAUGUCGGCCAGCGGGGCGGUGGAGCCCGGUCCCCCGGGGGCUACCGCCGCCCCCGCGCCCGCCCCGGCCCGGCAGCCUGCCACGGAGCACUUGUUCCGGCCCAUCAGCGCCGAAGACGAGGAGCAGCAGCCCACCGAGAUCGAGUCGCUGUGCAUGAACUGUUACCGCAAUGGCAUGACGCGCCUCCUGCUCACCAAGAUCCCUUUCUUCAGAGAAAUAAUCGUGAGCUCUUUUUCCUGCGAGCACUGUGGCUGGAACAACACGGAGAUCCAGUCGGCCGGCAGGAUCCAGGACCAAGGAGUGCGCUACACUUUGACGGUUAGGGGCCAGGAGGACAUGAACAGAGAAGUGGUGAAGACUGACUCUGCCACCACGAGGAUCCCUGAACUGGAUUUUGAAAUUCCGGCUUUCAGCCAGAAGGGAGCUCUGACCACUGUUGAAGGAUUGAUCAACCGUGCUAUCUCUGGCCUAGAACAGGACCAGCCCACACGAAGGGCAAAUGAAGAGGUCAUGGCAGAAAGAAUUGAUGAGUUCAUUGCCAAACUGAAGGAGUUGAAGCAAGUGACCUCCCCUUUUACUCUGAUCAUUGAUGAUCCUUCAGGGAACAGCUUUGUAGAAAACCCAUAUGCACCCCGGAAAGAUGAUGCCUUGGUCAUCACCCAUUACAGCCGGACCCUACAGCAGGCAGAGAUGCUGGGCCUCCAAGCAGAAGCACCAGACGAGAAGGCAGAAGAGGAAGAUCUCAGAAAUGAAGUGCUCCAGUUCAACACAAACUGCCCAGAAUGCAAUGCUCCGGCUCAGACCAACAUGAAGCUAGUGCAAAUCCCCCACUUUAAGGAGGUUAUCAUCAUGGCCACCAACUGUGAGAACUGCGGGCAUCGGACCAAUGAGGUGAAAUCUGGAGGAGCAGUAGAACCGUUGGGCACCAGAAUCACCCUCCACAUCACAGAUCCCUCAGACAUGACCAGAGAUCUGCUCAAGUCUGAGACAUGUAGUGUGGAAAUCCCAGAGCUGGAAUUUGAACUGGGAAUGGCUGUCCUUGGGGGCAAGUUCACCACUCUGGAGGGACUGCUGAAAGACAUCCGGGAACUGGUGACCAAGAACCCUUUCACACUGGGCGACAGUUCCAAUCCUGGCCAAUCAGAGAAACUGCAGGAGUUUAGCCAGAAGUUGGAUCAGAAUGUGUACGCACCUGAAGAUGAUCCGGAGAUGAAGGUGGAGCGGUACAAGCGUACCUUUGACCAAAAUGAGGAACUAGGGCUCAAUGACAUGAAGACUGAAGGCUAUGAGGCAGGCCUGGCCCCACAGCGGUAGUUGUAGGCAGCUCAUGGGCCAGCUCCAGUACUGCUGCUGCUGCUGCAGAGUUAUUUAUUACUGUUGGAAUAUAGCUGGGCAUGUCCUUUCCCUGCCCUCACCCUUGGUGUGGAGGAUGCCUGUCCCGCAUCGGAGAUCUAGGCACACUUUCUAAACAGCUUGUGAUGCAAGUGCAAGCCUGCUGUGUUACUUGACCUUAUUUUGGAGGUUUUGAAUUGGCUUAGGAAAACACCCAGGAAUGAACCACGGGGCAUGUCAUCAUCCACCUUUUCCUAUCCACUCUUUACCCUUCCUCUACCAGUGCUUUGUUCUCUUGGGUAGGGCCUUUGAAGUUGGUGAAGGUGAAAAACCAAUAGCUGAGGUGUGGAAUUGGCUUUGGGCACGUAAAGUACUGGCUUUCAACGGGAAAGGAGUCUUCCGGGGGCGGCACAGGUGAAGUUAUUAAAAUGAUGACUU